AUGUUUCGUCACUGGACCUCUAUUUUCAGCCUGAUCCUGCUGUUUUCCAUUUUCGCCUUUGUGGACGCCGGUCAUCCUCUCUGGGAGUUCUCGACCAAGAUUAAGCGUGCCAUUCCGAUUGAUCUCAACUGGCCGAGCAUCACAACCUGGCCUGGUGGUACUGUUACAUUCUGCUGGGAAGAUGAAGCUACGCGGCAGCAACUAGGCUAUAGAUUGCGCCACGCCAUGAAUUUGUGGUAUAUGGCUGGGCUGCCCGGGAAUUUCAGAUUCCAAGAGGUCGCUCACGAGGACUGUAUGAGAGACCGCCGCAAUUCACUAGUCAUUCAUAAAGCCCCUGGAUCUAUCGAGUACAUAACAACUGUCGGCAAGUAUGUUGGUCCUGUUGAUGCGAUCAAUCCAGGACCUUACGUCUAUUUCAAUGACGAAGAUGAGCCCAGUAGUAAUAAUGCUGCAAGAAAUACUAUUGCGGAAAAGAUUGCCCAUGAAAUCGGACAUAUCUUUGGCUUGUACCAUGAACAUCAAAAUCCCUAUUUUUGGCGAGUCCGUUCUCUAUUUACGCUAGGUUGCGAAAAUAUCGAAGGAUAUGACUGGACAACCGCGCAUUUAACCCAGGAGGAAAUCUGGGGUGAGAAUGGGGUCUGUGUUAACUACAACGCGGCCCUAGAACACGACUGGGCGACCGCUGCCCAUUUCCUUCCCCGCCCAGAGCUUGCCUAUAUCCCUCAUCCUGAUCGUGAGUCAGUAAACGAAGAUGUGGACUGGGAUUCAAUUAUGCUCUACCACAGCAAUGUAGCCUCUAAACGGGGCGCUCCACGGGGUUAUUAUCCCACUCUGAAAAGAUCAAGAAAUGGUAUUGGCUACAAAAUCAGACUCAAGCGCGCUCCUAGUCAAAAAGAUGUUCAAGGGUUAAUUCGUCUCUACGACGCCUCGGAGCAACGACCGCUUCCACGCCUCUAUCACGACCCACGCAGCGAAUAUCACACCGCAUUUCAGAAUCUGCAGAAUUUUCAAGCAUGCGAUUGGCCUCCGCAGGCUGGGCCUGCGGGUGGGUGA
Molecule: messenger RNA, 1053 nt
Organism: Aspergillus affinis
Lineage: Eukaryota; Fungi; Ascomycota; Eurotiomycetes; Eurotiales; Aspergillaceae
Exons: 1
Coding region: 1-1053 (350 amino acids)
Molecular function (GO): metallopeptidase activity
Source: RefSeq, a predicted model, not a curated record